UGCGCCGCCCCGUUCAUUGCCAGCCCUACCAGUCUCUCUCCCCAUUCUUUUUGUGUUUGGUUAAUUUUAUUGAGCUUGGAAAGUGUAGGAGCAACGCUACCCCCUUCUCCCUCUCUUAUUAUCCCCCCCUAUUAUAUGCCUUACUUUUAGAGCGAGGAGCACCUAAUUCUCUUGGAGAACAACCCAGCCCCAAGAGAGAGAGGGAGAGAAUGUUCCAUCCAAAGAAGCCCCCAAAUAUGUGCUCUCAGGAGAGGCAGAUGUGCGUGCAGGGGGAUUCGGGUCUCGUCCUCACUACUGACCCUAAGCCCCGCCUUCGCUGGACAGUCGAGCUCCAUGACCGCUUCGUCGAUGCUGUUACUCAGCUUGGAGGACCAGACAAGGCCACACCCAAAAGCAUCAUGAGAGUCAUGGGCGUUAAGGGUCUCACUCUCUAUCAUCUCAAGAGCCAUCUUCAGAAAUUCAGGCUUGGGAAACAACCUCAUAAAGAGUUCAAUGAUCACUCCUCAAAGGAGAGUGAGAGAGGUUAUAAUCCUGGUGCAGCUGCUGUAUUGGAGCUGCAAAGGAGUGGAGCUUCAUCCUCAGGAAUUAUGGGUCGAGAUGGCAACGAUAACAUGCAGGUUAGAGAAGCUGUUAGAAUGCAGAUGGAGGUACAAAGGAGAUUCACUGAACAAUUAGAGGUCCAAAAGCACCUCCAAUUAAGAAUCGAGGCGCAAGGAAAAUACAUGCAAAACAUAUUGGAGAAGGCCUUCCAAACCAUAGCUGGAGAAACCAUGACAUCGGGCUCCUUGAAAGCCGGAGGAAGCAGCCAUCAAGGACUUCUAGAUCUUGGAGCCUCAUGCAUGAAUUACCCUUGCCUUCAAGAUCUCCACAUUUACGGUGGAGAUCAAAACCCGCAUCAUCAUCAGUUGGAAUUGCAGAGCGGCGGGCAAAUUGAUUCAGCUUUCAUGAGCUCUCAAGAAGACACUCAAGAAGAAUUUGAUGGAGCAUUCGAGACAAAACCCUUACAAGUAAUGGAGGGAGAUUGUUCCAUUAACAAGAAAUUCGAGAUGAGGGCUCCUUCUAACCAUAUGAGUAUGCCGCGCCCCAUCACUCCCUCGGCCAGGAACCACUCUUAUGGUUGAGGAAUGGUGCAUGAAAACACUCCUGAUUCUAAUUAGAAAAAUGACACAAAUAACUCACAUUAUAUUUAUGAGACUUGGACAGCAUUUUCUGAUUACUUUUGAGGUGAAUUACAGUUGCUGCUCUCUUCUGUGUAAUAGUUUUGGCCUUGGAUAUGCUGUACCUUCAUAGGAAUAAUAGAAAGAUAGAUGUUCCUUGUGGGUUAGUGGGGGCAGCACCAACUUGGAGAGAGAAAUCCAUCACUUUUCUUUUUCUUCUCUGCUUUUCUUCCUUUUUUUUUCCUGUUUCUGGUUUAAGUUGGUUAAAGAAAAGCGUGUUGGUUUGAGUUGGUUAAGAGAAAGUUUGAGAAAGAAACCGCAUUUUGGGUUCAACUGA
Messenger RNA from Amborella trichopoda, 1494 nucleotides. It is a transcript of the gene APL, whose product is annotated as Homeodomain-like superfamily protein. The record is from RefSeq and is a predicted model, not a curated record. Gene Ontology annotation, molecular function: DNA-binding transcription factor activity; DNA binding. NCBI's taxonomy places the organism in Eukaryota, Viridiplantae, Streptophyta, Magnoliopsida, Amborellales, Amborellaceae.